AUGAAAGUAAUCUACGCUUCAAUUUCACUUGGUGCUUUUGCCGUUUUCGCACAGGCACUAUAUGCACCUCUAUUGUCACGCAACCCUGCUGAUGAGCUUAAUUUGUCAGUCACUGGACUCAACACUUUAGCUGUCGCUUUGCGGAAAAUUAAUGCAAUUGAAACUCAAGAUUCAAAAUAUAUUGAUAACGGCAAUUUGGGUGCUGCUGUUGGUGCUGGUGUUGGUGCUAGUACUGGUGAUGGUGCUGGUGCUGAUGAUGGUGAUGGUGCUGAAGUUCAAGUUAGAGCACAAGUUUUGAACGUUGCACAGGAUUUACUAAAGAGGUCUGACUCGCCAUUGCUAGAUACUAUUUUAGGCUACUUGAAUGACUCUGGUGCUGCAAUAGUUGUACUUGAUGCUUCUUUGUUAAACCCACAAUUACUUCAGGUUGUGAUUGAUACCACGAUCUGGAUCUUGAAACAAAAUCUUAUCAAUUUGACAGAUUUGCUUAUAGCAAUUGAGAGAUCCGGAUUAGUGUUUGAUAUUUUGAAUUUGACUUUGGAAGACCCUGAAGUUUUACCUGGAUUGAUUCGCAUCACUAAGGAGGUUAUGCUGCAGAGCAAUUUGGACUUUAGUGGUCUUCUCAAAAGAGAUGCAAUUGUGAGUGAAGAAGAUGACGAGUUGAAUGAUGUCGAAAUACUUGAAGCUUUUUUAAAAUGGAACACAAACAAUUCAAAGCAUGCAAGAGAUCUGGAGAAUACAGAAGAAUUCCAGUUGGAUAAGAGGGAAAAUGAAAUGUUAAAUGAAGUGUUUAUUGCAUUGAGAAAUUCUGGUUUAGCGGUUUCCGUGAUCAGACAUUUGUUAACUACACCGGAGUUGGCACAGCCAAAUGCGUAUUUUCUUGUCUCAAUUUUGGAAUCACAUGCAAUUGACGUUUCAGACUUGCUAAAGGCAUUGAAAGAGUCGAGAUUGAUUUGGGACUCUAUAGCAAGCUUGUUGAAGAAUCCUCAAAUCGUUAAGGAAUUUGGAGGCAAGAUUAUCCUGAGAGUGACUAAAGGUUUGGUACCUCAAAAGUUUAUCGAUGACUGGUUUUAA
Molecule: messenger RNA, 1074 nt
Organism: Lodderomyces elongisporus
Lineage: Eukaryota; Fungi; Ascomycota; Pichiomycetes; Serinales; Debaryomycetaceae
Exons: 1
Coding region: 1-1074 (357 amino acids)
Source: RefSeq, a predicted model, not a curated record